CUCUCAGGAAGAGCUAAAAGCUGCCUACCGCCGACUGUGUAUGCUGUACCAUCCAGACAAGCACAGAGACCCAGAGCUCAAAACGCAAGCUGAGCGGCUGUUUAACCUUGUUCACCAAGCUUAUGAAGUGCUUAGUGAUCCACAGACCAGAGCCAUCUAUGACAUAUAUGGGAGGAGAGGACUGGAAAUGGAAGGAUGGGAGGUUGUGGAAAGGAAGAGAACUCCAGCUGAAAUCAGGGAAGAAUUUGAGCGUUUGCAGAGAGAGAGGGAGGAGAGAAGACUGCAGCAGCGAACUAAUCCAAAGGGAACUAUUAGUGUUGGAAUAGAUGCCACUGACCUCUUUGAUCGUUACGACGAAGAAUACGAAGAUGUGCCUGGGAGCAGCUUUCCCCAGAUUGAGAUAAACAAAAUGCACAUAUCCCAGUCCAUUGAGGCACCACUGACUGCCACGGACACAGCAAUACUGUCUGGUAACCUUUCCACCCAGAAUGGGAAUGGAGGUGGAUCGAUUAAUCUUGCUCUGAGACGAGUGACUUCUGCCAAGGGAUGGGGAGAGUUGGAGUUUGGAGCAGGAGACCUUCAGGGACCUCUCUUCGGUCUGAAGAUAUUCCGUAAUCUUACACCAAGAUGUUUCAUCACUACAAACUGUGCCCUGCAGUUUUCGUCCCGUGGGAUCCGCCCAGGCCUCACCACGGUCCUAGCCCGCAACCUCGACAAGAACACGAUGGGGUACUUACAGUGGCGGUGGGGCAUCCAGUCAGCCAUGAACACUAGUAUUGUCCGGGAUACAAAAACCAGCCAUUUCACUGUGGCAUUACAGCUGGGAAUCCCCCAUUCUUUCAUGAUGGUCAGUUAUCAGCAUAAGUUUCAGGAUGAGGAUCAAACACGAGUGAAAGGUUCUCUCAAGGCGGGUUUCUUUGGGACCAUAGUGGAGUAUGGAGCAGAGAGGAAGAUUUCCAGGCACAGCAUUUUAGGAGCCACCGUCAGUGUUGGUGUUCCCCAAGGAGUGUCUCUGAAAAUCAAGUUGAAUAGGGCUAGCCAGACCUACUUCUUCCCUGUCCACCUAACAGAUCAGCUGCUUCCCAGUGCUGUAUUCUAUGCCACUGUGGGACCUCUAGUUAUCUACUUCGCCAUGCAUAGGCUUAUCAUCAAACCCUACCUCAGGGCACAAAAGGAGAGAGAGCUGGAGAAGCAAAGGGAGAGUACAGCCAGCGACAUCCUUCGGAAGAAGCAGGAGGCUGAAGCUGCGGUCCGGUUAAUGCAAGAGUCUGUCCAGAGGAUAAUUGAAGCAGAGGAAGCCAGAAUGGGUUUGAUUGUAGUGAACGCCUGGUAUGGGAAGUUUGUUAAUGACAACAGCAGGAAGAAUGAGAAGGUGAAAGUAAUAGAUGUGACUGUGCCCCUGCAGUGCUUGGUGAAAGACUCUAAACUCAUCCUUACAGAGGCAUCCAAGGCUGGCCUGCCGGGUUUCUACGACCCCUGCGUGGGUGAGGAGAAGAGUUUGAAAGUGCUUUAUCAGUUCCGAGGAGUUCUGCACCAAGUGAUGUCAGCUGACAAUGAGGCCCUUAGGAUACCAAAGCAAUCUCACAGAAUCGAUGCAGAUGGCUAACCUGGUGAGAGUGUGCGCGUCUGUUACGGUACCUGGGUCAACAGAAACUGCAAAACCUUCCCCUGGACGCUGCAAGUUUGAACAGAGACAUUUUUAUUUUUACUAUCCAUAUAGCAGGUGGUGUCCUACCAGUUAUCUUAGGAGACAAAAUGAGAGAACCUGCUUCUACAGGUGGCUCCAAGGCAAUACUUCUCUGAAUUGUGGCUCAGUAACCAAUAAAGCAACGUGACUCUGAACGCGCAGUGCUUUCUGCUGAGGUUGUGUGAGCGGGCACUGAGCACCACCCGUCAUGCAGCCGUGUCUUUCCUGCUGCGAUUUGGCCACAGUCCGUUUGUGCGGUCUCACAUAUAUCUUCUUGCACUGAGCAGGGAAGAAGACCUGUUGCUCUCACUUCUCCACAUACUUCCAGGGGUAGGUAACAUACCUUCUUCUGCUCCUGAGGGGAAGUUAAGUUCUUUGGCCACUUCCUGUAAGGCCUCUGUGUAAAUCCUUUUGUUGGAAAGAGGACAGAGAUUGUUUUCCGUCUCAAAUCUGUAUUUGAAACGUACUUGUUAAGAACAAGUAUGUUUGAAAUGAAGUUCUUUGCCUUUUGUAGUAACAUGGACCUCUUCAGCAUGAAUCCAUCCAGCUGUUCAUUUCAAACACUGCUAUUCCAGACAAGGACAUGGGGUAUAAUAGUCUUAUUAAUUCUUCUGCCACCUAGAACCAUGUACUAUCAAGGUUUUCAAGAAAAGAGGAAAGCAAGUGGGGGAGAAGGACAGCAAUUAAUUGCAUUUGAUUCUGAUGCUGCAACUAUCUCUUCCCAUCUAAUUUAUUUCUAGGAAAAAGAGGAACGUAGUUUAUACAAGUAAACCAGACCAAAGUGAGGAGAGAUGCCAAACGGGUGAAGAGCUGAAAAUGUGAAAUUCAGCUGCCCUUUCUAAAAAGCAUCAGUUAUGACAUAAAUCCAUUGGAUUAAUCUUGCAUAGAAGCCAUGCCAGUGAUUUACCAGCAGAAAGGGCAGUUCUAGUGACACAGCAGAUGGAAACGGCAGCCUUACAGUAUCUACUAUGCACUGCAUACGUCAACACUACCCAGGCUUUUUCUUAGAGAAAAGGAAUAAUCAUGGCUGUUUCUCAGUCACAGUUCUGCUCUUGGUGAGUCCUAGAACAGCCUUCGUUGCUUACAUGUGAGAGACAGAGGGGGGGAAAAAAGAACCUAUCUUGGCAGUGCAUUGUUGCUUGACAACAAGUACCGUAAAUCAUUUCCUGACACGUACCUGGCCCCUUUUUCUGUGCAACUGUGGUUCUCUUUGCUCAAGUCAUUGUAACAGGAGAAUUAGAUUUCCAAAAGCAGACUUAUUUGAGCCAGUCUGAAAGAGAUGCUCCAUCCCCUCUAAAAAACCAAGUUCAUACAAUUAAGGGGUGUUUGCUUAUUUUUAUUAAAAACAAAACUCUUCAGUUGUGACCAGCUCCUGGUGCAGGAUUUUACUUCACUUACAACCAGUGUUCUGUUGAUCUGAAAUUAAAUGUAAAAUGUGCAAUAAAUUAUAUUCAGCUGAAAAGCAGCCCAUGUUCCCUUUGCAUCUGUAGGACACUCUUGCAAAUAAACUCCUGAAUAGCA
Messenger RNA from Aptenodytes forsteri (emperor penguin), 3208 nucleotides. RefSeq names its product DnaJ heat shock protein family (Hsp40) member C11 (gene DNAJC11). Gene Ontology annotation, biological process: cristae formation. NCBI's taxonomy places the organism in Eukaryota, Metazoa, Chordata, Aves, Sphenisciformes, Spheniscidae. The transcript is spliced from 15 exons. The coding region runs from base 41 to 1606 and encodes 521 amino acids. The record is from RefSeq and is a predicted model, not a curated record.